AUGACCGGGGACCACGAAUCUGACGAUCACGGCCUAGCCAGCGCAAGCAAGGCAGUCGUUGUGCAGACGAUGGCAGUUGAUACUGUUGAAGUGGCGGUCGCCGCCGCUGUCGACCUUAGUCAUCGCUGUCACAGAGAGCUGGCCCUAUACAGGCAGGUUCUGUGCGUGCAGUGGGAUUGCAAGAUUAUGCGGCCGUUUGCCCGUGAUCGUGGCCGCCUAGGCGCGCGUCCAUCCUCCGAUGAAUGCGACUGGUGGCCGCCGUUGGGCAUGAAACAGCGAACGUCGCCACAAAGCCUUGAUGGCAGCGUCGGCGGAUUGCUUAUUCCUGCCGGCUUUCCGCAAGGCUUGGUUGGACUCAAGCCCGUCGCUGUCAACCCCACGGGCGAUGUCCACACGAUGCACCAGGCUUAUGUGACGGCUGCGGAGAGUUUCAUGCGGACGCGCGUGAAUGAGCUUGGUGCGGUUCCUUGGAGGGACCGGGGGCCGAUGAAGGAUCUUGAUAGCAUGGUACCAACACCAGUUAGAGACGGGAGGCGUGCCACCUAG
Messenger RNA from Microdochium trichocladiopsis, 546 nucleotides. RefSeq lists its product as uncharacterized. Bases 1 to 546 code for a protein of 181 amino acids. The record is from RefSeq and is a predicted model, not a curated record. The transcript is spliced from 3 exons. NCBI's taxonomy places the organism in Eukaryota, Fungi, Ascomycota, Sordariomycetes, Xylariales, Microdochiaceae.